CUAAUUGCAUUUGAUGGUAGGUUAGGUGUUAAUAUACAGAGUAGAAGGGUAGAUAUAGAAUAUCCAAGUAUAUGUAUUAGUCACUGGAUCAAAACUUUACUAUAUAGAUAGUAAACUAAGUACUCUCUUCUCCCGUACCCAGAUUGUAGAAGACUUAACAACUAUGGCCAAAACCAUCUCCGACCUCUCAGAUAUCACUGACUUUGUUAUAAACAAAGGCAAUGGAGUAAAGGGUCUCUCAGAAUUGGGCCUCAAAAGCAUCCCCAACCAAUACAUCCAACCCCUUGAAGAAAGAAUCAGUACUAUGAUAAUGUCCCAAGACUCCAUUCCUAUCAUUGACAUGUCGAAUUGGAACGACCCGAAAGUGGUAGAAUCUAUUUGCAGUGCAGCAGAGAAGUUGGGGUUCUUUCUACUAGUGAAUCACGGGGUGCCGGUUGAAGUGCUUGAGAAUGUGAAGGAAGCAACUCAUCGCUUCUUUGUAUUGCCAGCUGAGGAGAAGAGUAAGUACUCGAAAGAGCAUUCGCCUUCGAAAAAUGUCCAAUAUGGCACGAGCUUUAAUCCUCAAGCAGAGAAGGCUCUGGAGUGGAAGGAUUUCCUUGGUCUCUAUGCUUAUGAGGACAAGAUGAGGCCUCUGCGUUUUGGCCUCCUGUGUGCAGGACGAUAUUGGUGGCCUUUACGUGCGAAGGAAUGACAAUGGCAAUGACAAUGAUAGCGGUUGGAUUCAUGUUCCACCUGUGAAGGGGUCCUUAGUGAUCAACAUUGGUGAUGCACUGCAAAUAAUAAGCAAUGGGCGAUACAAGAGCGUUGAGCAUCUAGUAGCCGUCAGUUCAAGUAAGAACAGGGUUUCGAUUCCCAUAUUUGUCUUCCCAAGGCCAUCUGAGAUGAUCUCUCCGCUGCCGGAGGUGCUUGAAAGUGGCGAGAAACCAGUGUAUAAGUCAGUUCUCUUUUCUGAUUAUGUCAAGCAUUUCUUUGCGAAGCCCCAUAAUGGAAAGACAACGAUUGAGUUUGCCAAAAUAUGAAGAUUAUGCACUACGCACGAAAAUGUUCUCAUGUACUAAGAGAGGUGAUUAAAUCUCUUAAAUGUAUGCAUUCUUAUCCUACUACAACUCAUCAUAUCCAAUUCUAAAUUGAACUGAGUAUGUGAUCUGAUUUUCUUCUUCUUCUUUGUGCCAGCUUGACGAAUAUGAAAUAUCCUUCUUUUAUUGUUUAUAUUGUAUCUUUCUCCUUUCACACUAAAGGCACACAAAGAAAAUGUUGCAAAUCCAACUGUUCACAAGGAGUCUAUGACAAUUAUAACCUCAGAAAGUUUAAACUUACAAACUAUGCCUAAGCAUGGUGGCGAGAGAAGAAGACGAGCGUGUCACCUGGGACGACUGCACGACUGCAGGUCGUCUGUGUGGUCAGAGAUCAUAGAUCUCCACAGGAUAUCGCACGAAGGCGAUGAGGUAAACGGAGAGAUCGAGGGACGAAACGGUUCGUAUGGAUCUCUGCUGGGUUUUGGCCGUCGGCUUGGUUUACACGUUGCGGCUUCAGGCCGCAGUUAUGCAUUAUAUUGAAUGUUCAUGCAAUUAGGUUGAAAAAAUUUCGACUAUGUUUUAAAAGAACUUUGAUUGUGAUGA
Molecule: messenger RNA, 1619 nt
Organism: Malus domestica (apple)
Lineage: Eukaryota; Viridiplantae; Streptophyta; Magnoliopsida; Rosales; Rosaceae
Product: feruloyl CoA ortho-hydroxylase F6H1-3-like
Source: RefSeq, a predicted model, not a curated record